GUAUAUAAACGCCGGCCGCCGAGGCAGGAAGCAUUGCAAUCGUGUCAUCUCAUCUUUUAUUUUUGUCAAAAAAGGGAACAUGGAUACGAAACAUAUAUUCUUUGUAUUCGCCGCUUUGGCGGCAAACGCCGCCAUGGCCAACGCCUGGGGUUACCGCGCGUCUGACCAGCGGCGAUGGGCCGUACUCCACCCCGCCUGCGGAGGCCGACAGCAGUCCCCCAUCGCCAUCGCAGCGCGCCAGGCCAUCCCCAUCUCCAUACCCGCUAUGGAACUCAUCGGCUACCAGAACCCGCUACCAGGCCCUCUCACCUUAACAAACAACGGCCAUUCUGUCACUCUAACCAUCCCGAAAUACAGUUCAGAGGAAGAGAAGAAAGGUUUCCGCCUACCUUACAUCUUCGGCGGGCCGCUAGACAACGAGUAUGAAAUCGAGGGCCUGCAUUUCCAUUGGGGUGACAAGAACAACCGUGGUUCUGAGCAUACGCUGAAUGAUAUGAGGCUGCCUCUUGAGAUGCACAUCGUGCAUAGGAACAAGAAGUACAGGAACUUGGCCGAGUCUCUGCAGCAUCCUGAUGGCGUUGCCGUCCUUGCUUUCUUCUACCAGGUGGUGGAAUUCGACGCCAAGCUCCUCAGCCCCAUGGUGAAGAACCUGUCCAUGAUUGAGGCCUACAACAGCAGCAUGCAGCUCCCGCACACCUUCUCUCUCUCUUCUAUCCUGUCAGGCCUGGACUCCGAGAGAUUCUACACGUACAAGGGCUCUCUGACCACCCCGCCUUGCGCUGAGGCCGUUACGUGGAUCGUGUUCUCUGAUUAUCUGCCGAUCUCUGUGUUCCAGAUGGACAACUUCCGCGGCCUCCUCUCCAACCUGAACCUGCCCCUCGUGGACAACUUCAGGCAGCUCCAGCCCCUCUUCGGCCGUCGGAUCUUCGUGCGCAUCACCUCCAAAAACCCUAAGUUUAAGAAGACCAAGCUCCACUACUCCAAAUACGAUUGGGUCGGACACAAGAAGGCCGACAACGAUGUUGGCGAUUUCGAUGAAUAGACAA
This is a messenger RNA of Cydia amplana, 1046 nucleotides long. RefSeq names its product carbonic anhydrase 7 (gene CAH9). Gene Ontology annotation, cellular component: plasma membrane. Gene Ontology annotation, biological process: one-carbon metabolic process. Gene Ontology annotation, molecular function: zinc ion binding; carbonate dehydratase activity. The coding region runs from base 80 to 1042 and encodes 320 amino acids. The record is from RefSeq and is a predicted model, not a curated record. Lineage: Eukaryota; Metazoa; Arthropoda; Insecta; Lepidoptera; Tortricidae. The transcript is spliced from 4 exons.